Messenger RNA from Triticum aestivum (bread wheat), 5370 nucleotides. Its product is annotated as probable indole-3-acetic acid-amido synthetase GH3.11. The transcript is spliced from 6 exons. Gene Ontology annotation, cellular component: cytoplasm. Gene Ontology annotation, molecular function: acid-amino acid ligase activity. NCBI's taxonomy places the organism in Eukaryota, Viridiplantae, Streptophyta, Magnoliopsida, Poales, Poaceae. The record is from RefSeq and is a predicted model, not a curated record. The coding region runs from base 3248 to 5020 and encodes 590 amino acids.
AUGAAAAAACAUGGGGGAGAUCCAUAAAAAUGGUUAAGAUUGUCGCGUAUCUAACUAUAAUCAUCAUUAGCCAUCAACCAGUGGCUUAUUCCAAAUAUGAAUAAUUCCACAUAUUUGUUUGGCAAAAUCAUAUGAAUUUUACCUAUUUAUAGGAUCUUAAGCAAAUGUGCAAAAGCAACAUAUUGUGUGUUACUGUGGGAGAUGUAGUCUGAUGAGCUAUUUGAAGAACAAAAGGCUCACAGGAAACUACAUACUGCAUUUAAAACUCAAAAGAAACCCCGUUAGAACAUCAUAAGCCCCCGGUAGAUAAAAUUAACAUAAUUUUGUUUCUAGAUGGUUUGUUGUGUUUAGCCAAGUAUCAGCAGCAAAGCAAGCUGCUAUAACUGUUGGGGACAUUGAGUACACUGUGCACCACAAGGUUGUGAGCACCAUCCACCCAAAGCAGAGAGUCUCACUCCUACCUUUUGUUACAAAAGUGUGUUGGGCUGUUGAAGAAAGAUCCAGCCAUUGGCGCACACAAAAAAAUCCAGGUUGCAGCUGCAGGUGCUCUCCUACUUAGCAGUGGAUAGGAAGAUGUGUAGUUCCUUCCUUGAUGUCCCCCACCAAGCACCAAUCCACCAUCAUCCUCCAAAGAGAAGCUACUGGCCUAGGUCAGGUAGUGGGCAGAGAGCAAGCAUGAGACAGUCCAGGCGCCUACUGUUGUUCUUGACGGAAAGAAGGAACACAAAAGGUGAGCAUGUAUAUUUCUCAAAAGCACAGUGCAUCCCCUCCAAGCAUGCCCACACCUCCAUCAUGAAAGUGCCCUCUUCUCUUGCCUCCCUCAUUUCCUCAUGGUGGCAAUGUGGGAUCCAUGAUUAAUCUAAUCUCUAAAGCAUUAUAUAUAUUUUCCAUAGUAUUACAUCUCUGAUUGAUUUGUAAACACAGGGUGCCUCCUGUCACUGUUUCUGAUUUAGCUGCGCUGUUUUUGUUGAAAAACUUUUGGAGGCAUGGAGAUUAGAUGUAGAUAUUUUGUAAGUGCUGGGCUUUAGGAGGAUGUUGACUUGAGCGAUUUAUUCCGGAGAACAAAUAUACGCAAAGAUUUACUCCUUUUUGCUUUUGGGAUGAAGAUUGCUUUCUUCUUCUUUAAUGCCGUGCCCACCAGGUGUUCGAUAGAAUGACAAAACCCCAUAAUCAUGUAAGGCUUACAUCUGUCGAGUACAAGUUCAUUUAUUGCACAUGUCCUUGUUAUGUUCAUGGUGGAUGCAGGUUGGCUGCUUCCAAGAGGACACCUGUGUCAGUUUUCUUUCGCCAAGUGAGAAGGCGAGGUGAUCUCUCACGGGGACGAGGAUCAGGGAAGGUAGGGAGGUUAUACGGCAAGGGCAAGGUUACAAGAGAUCGUACAGCUUAACUUUUCUUAUUUAGCAUUGCGACUUUAGCAAAGAAUCUGUGCAAUGUUUCCCCUUUCCUGUACAUAGUUAAUGGAUGAGGAGCAAGAAACCACCAUAGGCAGUGCACCAUAUGCGGCGAGCAUCCGCAAGCUGUGAAAGCACACCCUUUAUCCUGAGUUGACUAGAGAAUAUCACAAACAGCCACCAUGCCUGCAAAUUGUUGCGUACGCGCUUAUUCCGUCUAUGUCAUCUUUUGGAAUAGGCUAACGUAUGGUACGGAUUUCUCGCUUCCGUAGGGCAGAAUUUGGUCUCCAUUUGAGAGAAAUAGAUAAGGGAAUUAUCCAUCAAUUCAACAUCAACAGUAACCUUUCUUUAUCUUUCAGAACAAUCUGGCCCUGUUAUUGUCAACUAAUCCUUGGAUGCUUCUAGUUGGCAUGCAUGUAGCAUUGCAUUUGGUAUUUGAUUAUGGCCAAAAGUUAUAUUGGCUAAAUCGAGCUUGGGACCUAGUUAGUUUUGAUCCCCUGCAAGUACUCAUGGUGCUGCAAAUUACAAAACAAAGUUAAGCAUGUAGUUCGACCUCAUAGUGUUUUGUAUUCUAGAUUAAUCAUUCCUAUGUUGAUACAAUUUCUCCAGUAUAAUUUAGAAGUGGAUAAAAUGUACUCUUAUCUUCGAUGCUGCUCACCUUACUGUGAUGCUUGGUUGCCCCUGGUUGCGUGUGAUCCUAUAUGAUGGCUGUACAUGAUAUGUAUUCUUAGGAGCAUUAUUGGUAACUUUAGCUUGGUUAACCGAUUAUCCUUGUCUCUCCAUGUGCACUUGAAAAGGUCCACAGAUAUUUUGCGAUGAUGCUUAGGCCCAUGGGGAAGCAUCAAGUUUGUUUUUAAUGCUUUCUUUCUUCUCUUUCUGCUCACGAUGAUGAGAACCUUAAUAUUUUGCACCACUCUUGCAUAGAUCUGGUAACAAGUUGCAGUAUUAUGCACAAGCAGAGGGUCUCUACUCUCUACUCCGGAAGAGUAUGUAAGAGUGCCAGAGUCAGUCAAUCCAGUGCUACUCCUACCAGGUUAUCCUGUCCCUCAGACGAUGUUAAUCGUUAAACAGCCAGCUAUAUAGGUUAGAGCUUUGCAUUUAUGUGGAAUGUCUACAAAUGAGGAGACAUCAUGGUACAACUCACCUAUACAAUUAAGAUAUGGUCUCCUCUCAAUUUGUAUCAGAUCAUACUUCAUACAAAAAGAUGGACCAUAUGAGGGCACAUUUUUUGCACCAUUGCUAGGAUCUUCAACUUGUUUCUAGCCUUUUUGGCCUAGAUCUUAUAAGAUUUGCAACCAUGCUAUCAUUUAUACCUGUUAAGUAAGCAUGCUACUGUUUUUGUUUUUGAAUCUCUAUGUGUCACACAUGUUCUAAUCGCUUUUGGGAUCUUCAACUUGUUUCUAGCCUUUUUGGCCUACAUUUUUUAAUACUUGCAACCAUGCGAUCAUGUAUACCGGUUAAUUAAGCAUACUACUUUUUUUUCGAAUCUCUAUGUGUCACACAUGUUCUAAUCGCUUUCUAGAUGUAUUUCAAGGCUGACAUAUCUUUACAUGGUUUUGUCAAGGAAAAAUGAGAUGUAAUUCUUAAAAGGUGCAUAAUGGUAAACAGGUGGAGUUUCAUGUGACAAGAAAAAAUGAGAAAGAUAGUAAGUGGAUCAUCUUACAUGGGCAGAUGGGCUGCACUUUCUAAUUGGGUAAGAAUCUCUCUUGUAAAGUGGACAUAUUAAGCAGAUAUGCUUCUCAUGAUCAUGCACACCGCAUUAUAUAAGGGGCAAACAAGCUCCAGAAGAUAUUACUUUGAGCCCUUCUCUCCUCUUCAAGUUAAAGUCCAUUUCUGAUCCUUCUUUUGCUUGUAUCAUGGACAAUAAUGAGUUAGGCUGCAAGCGAAACGACGCUCUUCAAGAGCUCGAGAUGCUGACAGUGAAUGCCAAGGAAGCCCAACAGCUUAUACUGACAAAAAUCCUUGAGAGUAACCAGGCUAGUGAGUACUUGAGCAAAUUCAUGAAUAGAUCCACAAACACAUCCACCUUCAAGAGAAACGUCCCAGUAGUGACAUAUGAUGUGGUCCAGCCGUACAUCGCAAGGAUCUCAACUGGCGAGGAUUCUUCCAUUAUAUCUGGAGACCGAAUCGUUGAACUGCUGAGAAGCUCCGGAACUUCUCGGGGUGAGCCAAGAUUGAUGCCAGCCAUCUCCGAGGAUCUUGACCGUCGAACCUACCUUUAUAGUCUGCUAAUGCCGAUAAUGAACAAGUAUGUAUCAGGCCUUGGUGAGGGGAAGGCCAUGUAUCUUCUCUUUGUGAAAGCGGAAACACUGACGAAUUCUGGCAUUCCAGUUCGAUCAGUCCUCACUAGCUAUUACAAAAGCCCUCAUUUCCUGCACCGCAAACAUGACUUGUACAACAACUACACCAGUCCUGACGAGGUCAUCCUUUGCCCUGACAGCCAGCAGAGCAUGUACUGCCAGCUGCUCUGCGGCCUGGUUGAACGCCAGCAUGUCCUCCGUCUUGGGGCAGUCUUCGCCUCGGCGUUCCUUCGGUCUAUCAGCUUUCUUGAGCAGCACUGGUGUGACCUUGUCAAUGACAUACGUAUUGGUAAACUCAAUUCCAAUGUCACCAACACCGAGUGCCGGUUGGCCAUGGAGGGCUUUCUCGCAUUGCCCAACCCGGAGCUCGCUGAUGAGCUUGAGGAAAUCUGUGGCCAUGGGCCAUGGAAGGGGAUUCUAGGUAGGCUAUGGCCUAACGUCAAGUACAUCGAAGCUGUUCUUACAGGCACAAUGGCACAAUACAUCCCCAUGCUGGAGUUCUAUAGUGGUGGUAGGAUUCCCUUGGUAUGCACCAUGUACGCCUCGUCGGAGAGCUAUUUUGGUGUCAAUCUGAGGCCACUGUGCAAACCAACCGACGUGUCUUACACCAUCCUCCCAAACAUGGCCUACUUUGAGUUCAUUCCUUUGGAGGAUGGCCUCAGAGUGACGGAUGAUGAGGAGGUGGUGGGGAAUGACAAGCUUGUCAGCCUGGUGGAUGUCAAGGUCGGAUGCUACUAUGAGCUUGUGGUCACCACAUUUUCUGGUCUUUACAGGUAUAGGGUUGGCGAUGUGCUUCAGGUCACAGGCUUCUACAACCGUGCGCCGCAGUUCAAAUUCAUCUGCCGGAGAAACGUGAUCCUCAGCAUUGACACCGACAAGACCAACGAGGAGGAUCUCCACAACAGCGUCACGCGUGCCAAGAAGAUCCUGGAGGACAGAAACCACAUCCUCCUGGAGUACACCAGCUACCCAGACACUUCCACUGUCCCUGGCCACUAUGUGCUCUUCUGGGAGAUCAAGUCCACCUGCGAAGGUGUGAAGCCCCUCGACCCUCAGCUCCUCGAGAGCUGCUGCAUCUCUGUUGAGGAGUCGCUCGACUACAUCUACAGGCGCUGCAGGGCGCACGACAAGUCGGUAGGCCCGCUGGAGAUACGGGUGGUUGAGGCCGGCGCGUUUGAUGCUCUGAUGGAUCUGCUGGUCAGCCAGGGCAGCUCCAUCAACCAGUACAAGACCCCGAGGUGCAUCGAGUCCGGCCUCGCGCUGAAGCUGCUCAACUCCAAGGUCACCGCUUCCUUCUUCAGCCCCCGGGAUCCCGAGUGGACCGUGUAAGAGCUUUCAGGUAGGGCCUAGGAGAGCUACAUUUCUCCGGUCUGAUCGUACCAGCCUGCUGCUUGCUGGGAUAAGAGAGUAUUUUCUGCUGCUCGCCCUUUUAUAUUCAGAGAACUACUGCUUAUUAGCGCAUUCCUUGUAUUAUCAUCACCCAAGCCCUAAAAAGCAGAGUGAAUGAAGUAUUCGCCAGUUUUUCGCUACUCUCUGUAUGACUGUAUGUACUCCCUCUGUAAGCUAAUAUAAGAGCGUUUAGAUCACUAAAGUAGUUAUCUAAACACUCUUAUAUUAGUUUACGGAGGGAGUACUUCUGUAUGAUUGUUGGCCGGAGCUCCCAAGUUAAUGGUGGUACU